AUGCGCGUCAAAUUCCUUGCAACCUGGGGCUUGCUCUUCAGCUCCGCUGUUGGCUCGCCGAUGCCUCAACCGGAGCCUAAGCCGGAGCCCAAGCCCGUACCCAUGCCGGUGCCUGGCAACACAGGAUCGAGCGAAGACUGGAAUACCGCCCACAAGAUUGCCACUGCCGGCCUCAUUACGGGAACCGCUCUAACUAUAGCCACUGCAGUGUGGAACGACUGCAUGGCGAGAUAUUCAUCUCGGGCCCAGACUAAUAAAGAUGCCGUGCAGUCGCUGGCCACGGCAUUCCAAAAUUACAUACAAGCGCUGGUGAACACCCGAGACCCAGGAGCCGGGGAGCAGGCGAAAAGUUUGAACUCCAGGCUUUAUGAUAUCCAGAAUCGCUACGGGCGGAUGCGCAUCAACGCGGGGAGGAGGGCGAUCGCCGACUUGUACAAGCAAGAGGGCCUGGAGCUGUACGAUUUGGUCAAAGACGCCAAAGCAGUUUUGGCCGAGUCGGAAAAGUACGAGAAGAUAAGCGGGAGCGGGAGCAGCACCGACUGGAACGACCGCUCGAAAUACUACUCCUUCAUCAAGAGGGCCGUCACCCACGCUCAGCAGAACGGUAUCGCCUCGGGGUCGGACUUCAAGAAGAGGGAGGCCGGCCGCAAGAGCAGCAGCAUCCUCGGACUGCGAAACAUUAUCCCCAGAGCCCAGAUGCUUCACUUUUUCGAUAUCUGA
Molecule: messenger RNA, 720 nt
Organism: Pyricularia pennisetigena
Lineage: Eukaryota; Fungi; Ascomycota; Sordariomycetes; Magnaporthales; Pyriculariaceae
Exons: 2
Coding region: 1-720 (239 amino acids)
Source: RefSeq, a predicted model, not a curated record